UGUAAAAGGCGCACUUAUAGUAAGUCUGCGAGCUGACAUUCAUCCCAAUGCAUGAAUGAGAUGACCGAGCAACUCCAGCUGAAGACAACUGAAAUCUGUGUGACAAGAUGUUUAUUAAAGAGGAGAGGGAAGAAACGAGUUGCCCAGAUGAGUGCACAACGAAACAUGAAGAUACUGAUGAACAAAGAGACCGGAUAGAAGUCAAACAAGAAAGUGAAGAACUGAAUGAAGUAGAGGUAGAUUUCAUAACUGCAGAAAGAUCUUUCAGCGACUCACGCACUAAAAAGAAAAAGUCCCGCAAACGGCCUCCGCGGACCCUCACCUGCCCUCGCUGCGUAAAGACCUUCACACGUAAGGGAAACCUGUUGAUUCACAUCAGAAUUCACAACGGAGAGAGUCCUUUCUCGUGUUUCCAGUGUGGAAAGGGUUUCACGCAGAAAGGAAACCUUAAGAGACACCUGAGAAUCCACAGCGGAGAGAAGCCCUUCACCUGCCUUCAGUGUGGAAAGAGUUUCUCGGAGACGGGAAGCCUUAAGAGACACACACGGACUCACACGGGAGAAAAGCCCUUCACGUGCCAUGAGUGUGGCAAGAGUUUCACACAGCCAGUGGGUCUGAAAACCCAUCUGUGUCCUCACUCCGGAGUCAGAUCGUUGAACUGUCAUCAGUGUGGAACAAACUUUCCUUCAGCAUCAGAGCUAAAAACACACCUGAGGAUUCACGCGAAUGUGAGCGGCAGAGGAGAGCAGCAGAGAGGCGCUGCGGUGAGAUCUCACGUGUGCUUUGAGUGUGGGAAAGCCUUUUCCAAAACCUACCACCUGGAACGCCACCAGAGGAUCCACACCGGAGAAAAACCCUACAGGUGCUCCCGGUGUGGAAAGAGUUUCAGUCAGUCAGAAUCUCUGAAAGCACAUGAGCGAGUUCAUACGGGAGAGAAGCCGUUCCACUGCCUUUCCUGUGGGAGGAGCUUCAACCAGCUGGGUUCUCUGAAGACUCAUCAGAAAAAGCAUUGCCCAGAGUUAUUCAUUCAGACGGUGAUUAUUUCUGACGUGAUGUCAUUUCAGCAUUAACAGACAGUAAUCCACCGUUUAAUUCCCAUCUGAAAUGUUUUUUUUUUUCUACAUAUACUGAACAUAUACAGGGACUGAUAAAAGAACAUUUAACAAAAAUGAUGCACACUGUUCAGAUGAGCCAUUAUAAUGGCAGCUACAGGCGUGUUUUUAUUAUUUAUUUAUUUUUUUUACUUCUUAUGUUUACAGUAUAUAGCUCAAUAAUUUCCAGGGAGUUGAUUAAUAAUAAAUAAUCGUGAUAAUUCACAUCCAAAAUAAAAGUUUU
Molecule: messenger RNA, 1335 nt
Organism: Cyprinus carpio (common carp)
Lineage: Eukaryota; Metazoa; Chordata; Actinopteri; Cypriniformes; Cyprinidae
Biological process (GO): regulation of transcription by RNA polymerase II
Cellular component (GO): nucleus
Molecular function (GO): DNA-binding transcription factor activity, RNA polymerase II-specific; RNA polymerase II cis-regulatory region sequence-specific DNA binding
Source: RefSeq, a predicted model, not a curated record